CAAGGAAGGCAGGAGGUCUUCAGGACAAGCAGAUGCCCGUGACUUGGGAAACCCAGGAUCAUUUUGACCAAAGCAUGGAGCCUGUGCCAGAGCUACCAAAAGCAUUGGAAGAGAAAGCGGACUCCCCAGAUGAGCAUGGAAGCCAGGAUCCCACCCUUCCCAAGGGAGGCCAUGGGGCAGCGGUCAGAGAGCGUAGCACAGAGCCUCCGGGCCAGCAGCAGCUCUCCUUCCGAAGGGAGACCCUGGACCGGCAGGUCUCUGACUACAUGGAGGUGGCUCUUUUCCUGAGUCCAGAAGAACAGCAGAGGAGAUGGCUUCCCAUCCUGGCCGCUUUUCUGAAGGCCUGGGAGCAGUCAGAUGGCAGCAUCUAUUUUCCAAAUAUCCAGCUUUUAGCAAGCGAAACUUCCAGUUUUCUGGUGAAAGAAAUCAAGAUGAAAAUGAAUGGAAAUCCAGCAGAAGACGCUCGGCUGCUUGUGUGGCAAUUUCUGCAGUGGAAGGGAGAGCUGGAUUCUGCCGGUUACCUGCUGCUAAAGUCAAUCUACUCACUUUCACUCUACACCUCGGAACAGGAACUCCGGUGGAAUAUAAUCAAGUCUGGGCUGCCUGUGACGCUGCUGCAGUGCCUGCACCUCUUCUUCGUCUCUGCCGGUCUGGAAGUGGCUCCUUGGGACAGGCGAGAGGAGGAAGAAGGGGAGGAGGAGGAGGAGCAGGCCCCGCGGGAGACCCAGGAAAUGCUGGUGCAGACAAUGGUCAAUAUCUAUGCAGAAAAGCAAGGAGUGGAGAUGCUUCUCAUGUCUAGUCAUCUUAAAUCUUUGAUCAUAGCAAGAUCCUCCCGCUGGGAUCAAGGCAGCCCCGCUUGGAAGCAGCCUGCAAGCCGAGUGCUACGGGCGAUUUCAGAGGCCCUUUCCGAGACCACCAUUUCAUACCUGCAAGCUACAGAUUGCAUCAAAACUUCCAUUCACAAUUUGUCAGAGCUUGAUGAUUCCUCGCCUACUUGGGAAGUAUGUGAAUCCAUCAAUAUUAUCCUGCAUUUUGUGAGGAAUUCCUACCCGAUUUCCCCAGCCUUGCUUUUGGAGUUUGAGAACAAUGGUGGGCACCAGCUGCUGUUGAAAUUUUUUUUAAGAUACAAAGGGCCACUGGACAAAAAAGAAAAUGCCAGCAUCAAAGAAACACUGGACUUAGUGACACAAUUGGCACUUUGUGGGGAAACUGAGCUGAGUGUUUCAUGCAAUAUAGUGUAUCCACAACUGCCACAGUUUAAUGACAAACUGCCACAACUUAAUGAGAAACUGCCCCUUUCUUCUGGAAAAAGAAUAAGGAACCUGAAGGCUUUCCAAGUACUAGAACUGCUUUUCCAGAAAUCCAGCAACCCGAAUCUCUGCCAGUACAUUCUGCUUGUCCUGAAAUCCCUCUGGACGUGGGACCCCAUGAAUUUCUUCCUGCUGGAGUGGUCUCUGCAGCCCAUCUGCCAGUUUGUGGGGGUCAUCCCCCUCAAGCCCUUCCGGGUCCAGGCCCAGUUCUUCCAGCUGGUGGAGUCCGUGGUGAAGGACCUGUCUUAUCUCCCCCACGAGAUCUUGAAGAAGAUCCAGUGCCUGAUCAAUGAAAACGCCCGUCCCUCGUGCACCUCGCUUGCCUUGGGCUGCCUCCACAGCAUCACGCAGAGGGAGCCCCUCUUGACAGACAUCUUCAGGGACUCCGGACUUUUGGGAAUGCUGCUUGUUCAGUUGCGCAAAGAAGCCAAAAGACUGAUAAAGAAAGGAAGCACUCAAGCGAGCCCUCAGGUGUCGGAAGGGGAGGAUCUCCUCAAAUGGACUCUGAAGAUGGCAGCCGCUCUGGUGGUGGGAUCCGUCAGGAACACAGUGAUUCUCAGGGACUACGGCAUGGUGCCCUACAUCAAGAUCUAUGUGGAUAGUGAGGUGUACCGAAGUGAGGCCGUGAACAUCCUGGAGCAGGUGUCCAUCGUCAACCCUGAGGAGUACAUGAGCUCCGUUGUUGGGGCUCUCUGCUCCUCUACUCAGGGUGAACUACACUUCAAGCUGGAUCUACUUAAAUCUCUGCUGAAGACCCUGGUGAACCCCAAGGGUCGCUCCGCCUUCAGAACCAGCAGUGGCUUCAACGGGCUGUUUUCCCUCCUGGCUGACAUGGAAGGUUCCCUGCAGGACCCGCCUUCGGGCGCCUGGGCCUCCUUCGGUCAGAGCCACAUACUAGGACUGAUCCUGCGCAUUCUCCAGGCAAUGGCAGCCGCUCUGUACCUGGACUCUGCCAAUAAGGGCUUCUUCCAGGAGAACCGUCUCUUUGAGAGGAUGGCGGAGGACCUCGGCACGCUUGGCUGCUUUUCAGCACAAAGGUGGGGACAAAUUCCUACGCAGAUCAACAAACCACGAUCCUUUGUUGAGCUUUCAAAUACAGCUGCUUGCUCACCUGAGCUUUUCCCAACUCGGCUAAAAAGCUGCACCAGGAUAUUCAGCUUCCUUGAUUCCAUGGCCAGGAUGAACCCCUUCGCCCUCAAGAGCUGCUUGGAGGAAACAGAUCCUCCUCCCACAUUGGGCAUUCGGAAUGGGACAGAAAAUCAGCAAGAAGAUUCUCCAGGGAAUCUUUGGGACCAUAGAAAGUCUAACGAAGUAGCUGCCGUCCAGCUGCCAGAACCCCAGAACAGGCCACAAAGUGAGGACCCAGUGAUUGUGUGUCCCGGAGCCCUGUGUGUCAUGGUGACACUGAUUGGCAAACUCUACAAUGAAGCUUACCCUGAGUUGUCCCUGGAAAUCCAAUUCGCGGUGGCUGACCAUAUUCAAUCCUUGAUGGGCCUGGAGAAGAACCGCCAAGUGGCUUGUACAGCUGGCCUGCUGGGCUGCCUCGUCAGCUCCUGCCCAGAAGUUCUGCAUGAUGCAAGCAGCCCCCUCCACGCGCCUCUGAUCCGGCUCUUUGAGAAGCUGGCCUCCCAGUCCAUCCGGCCCGAGGCCUUAAGACAAUUCCUGUGCCCACGGAUGAUGCCCCUUCCCGUUGCUACCCCACCCCUCCUAAGCCUCCCUCUGGCAUCCCUCAGUGACGGAGAGGAACUGGACAGAGUCCAGAAGAUGGUGGAUCUGCAGUCCAAAUCCUGUGAGAAACAGCUAAAAGGUUCUGGAACAGCUGCACGGAAUGACAGCACAAAGCAAACUCUGUUGGGCUCUGAUCCCCCCGAAUGCUCUGCAAUGGCUCUCCAAACGGCCAUGAGCCUCAUUUCCUUGACAACCCCGCGCAGCCUCCAUCUGCACAGCGCCUGCCUGGCCCCUUCCUUUGUGGAGUUCGACAUGUCUCUCGAUGGAUACGGGUAA
Thamnophis sirtalis is the source of this 3314-nucleotide messenger RNA. NCBI's taxonomy places the organism in Eukaryota, Metazoa, Chordata, Lepidosauria, Squamata, Natricidae. The record is from RefSeq and is a predicted model, not a curated record.